GUUUUGAAAUCGCGUUCAGAGUUGAAGCGUGGCGGAUCCCGUAGGUAGGAAACCGCUGCCAAGCAACGGGGAAGCGGCGAAAGUUAUGCACAAAUAAUGUCGUCGCAGUUUCAUGAGAAAUCUAAAGUUGAUGUACAAAGGAAGAAGGCACCAGGAUCAGUGACAAGUAGUACUGUGACUUCUACAAUUAAACCACAUCCAAGACCCAGUGAUCGACUGAAUCCUAAAACCAUCAAUCCAUUCAGCAACCCAUUGAGCCAAAAAUCUGCAUUUGCUACAGCGUAUGCUAAAAGAGAGAUUCCUUGCAGAUUGGUUCAUGGCUCAGUCAGUCAUAAACUGCAAUGGGAGCAGCCACCCGAGACCAUUCCGUUUGACCCAAUCCUUAUCAUCUUAGCUGAGGGAUUAAGAGAAACAAGACACCCUUACACGUUUGUAACCAAAGAAGGAUUCAAAGAACUGCUGGAGGUUGAAGAUGCCGCUGAAAAAGCUAUUCCAUUGGUUCCAAAGGUGAUUCCAAAGUUAAAAGCUGCUCUGGCACAUUCAGACAUUGAGGUGUUUGAGAGGGGAUUGCAUGGUUUAGUCCAGCUAAGUGCUGUUGUUGGCCCUGCUGUGAAUGAUCAUCUUAAACAUUUGUUGACUAGUCUGUCAAAAAGACUGAUGGAUAAAAAUCUUAAGCAGCUGAUCACAGAUGCCCUGCAAAGACUGGAACAACAUGGUGGAAAGGAUUGUCUGGUUAUUAUUAAAUCCAAAAUUCCUACCUAUUGCUCCAUUUAUAAUUGAAGAAACACAACUGCCUUUGAGAUCCCUGACUUAGCCAUAAAAAAAGCUGGAAGAUCAACCAAAAGCUUUCCACUGCACUGUGAUGUCACUAUUUUAUGGAAGCAUUGGAAUACAGACGUUUCCCACUCAUACACCACAGGAAUAAUAAUAGGAUUAGAUAAAGGAUAAAGAAAUUAAAAAAUGCAAAGCCUAGGAGGAAGUGCAGAAAGAAAAAAAGUGCAUCUCAUUAAAGAACUGAAAUGAUGUAAGGGGAGAAGUUGUGUGUUUGUGUGGGAAGGAGGAGGUUGUUGGUGUGCUGAAAUCAAAAUUUUAUUUUCCAAGAGGUAGAAUGAUCACCAGAAAUGAUGCAAUAAGGGACUGAUAUGGCAUGACUCGUGACUUGCAUUAAUAGAACCCUCUCAAUUUUGUUACCACUUGCUCCAAUGCUUAAGUUUUAAUAUAGGUUUUAAUGGUCCAUAUGCUGGGCACAGUGUAGCAGUACUGAUGGCAGUAAUCAAUUUUGAUGACAUUACUAAGUACUUUUAUCUAUGUCAACAAAUUACUUUAGUGUUCAAUGUCAACUGCAGGUCCUAGAUAAAAUGCAUACUGGUAAUUGCUCCAAUAGUACGUUUGAAUCAGGGAAAAUAUAAGGUCAUAUUGGUUGGGUUUGACAUUUACAUUUCAAGUUUAUUUUGAAAUUUGCACUGCAUUUAACUCCAUGUUGAAACACAGGCAAAUGCAGCAAACAACAUGAUAUUCCUUUAUGUUCACCACCCAAACAAAGCUUGAAAUGUGCAGUGAAAUUCUGGGUGAAUUGCUGAGUGUUGUUUCCCUUUCCCUUUAAACGAUGAUUGUCUUCACUGACUGAAAAUUGUAUAUUCAUUUUAAUAGGUCUAAUAUGCCUCUAGCAUGUAUAGGUAUUUCAAAUAAUUGUGUUAAAUUUUAAUAAUUAAAAUCAUUAAAUACGAACAACAUAAAAUACAUUAAAACCUUCAAAGCAUUUUUAAAAUAUUAAACUAAAGCAAAAUAAUUAACUCACUAAUAAAGUAAGACACUCUCCCUUUGCCUCUGAAACCUUUACUCUCCAAACCUCAUUAUUUUCAGUGUAGCUGAGCCUCCUGAGAUGGGUCAUAUCCAGAGUGAACUUGAGUGUCGUUUUUUUUCUCAAUCUCUUUCUCUCUAUAUUUCAGAGCCCGAAAUCUCUCUAUUUCUCAACACAUGUAGAAAUCUGGGUUUUAUUUUACUUCAGGUAGCUGCUACAAAUUACUUUAGUGAUCAAUAUUAACUGCAGGUUCUAGAUAAAAUUGCUCCAAUAGUACAUUUGAAUCAGGGAAAAUAUGAUAAGGUCAUAUUGGGUGGGUUUGACUUCCUUUUCCAUUUCGUUUGUUUUGAAAUUUGCACUGCAAUUAACUCCAUGCUAAAACACAGGCAAAUGCAGCAAACAAUAUGAUAUUCCUUUAUGUUCACCACCCAAACAAAACUAGAAACGUGCAGUGAAAUUCCAGAUUUCUAUUGUAUUGCAAAAGCCACCAUGAUCAUUUCCAAUGAUGUUAGCCUGUGGGACUGCUCUUUCAUUAGAUCUUUUUUAAACACAUUUUCCAGCUGUUUCUGCAGCUUUUUCCCCAUCUCCAGCCUCAUCCCUAACUUUUCUUUCAAUUAACGUGGAUUGGAUGCAAGCUUCAAACUACUGAGCAGAAGAUAAUAAUUCUUUUAUAAGGAGAAACGCAUUUUUCCAUGGGAACAAUCAAGCAAGGCUAUCACGGUUAAUAUUUGGAAAAUUGAAACACCAUAACCAUGUUUCACUGCUAUAUAUGCUAUAUCUGUCUCCUGUCCACUGUUAGAUGAUCUGUAAUACACCCCAGCAAAGUGAUGACACUUUUUUGGUAUUCCUCAGCUAACGGUGCAAUAACAUCUCAUCUUACAUUACUUUCUGAUUUGCCUGGAUACCAAGAUGUCUGUUCUGCCCAUAUUUCAAUCACCUCACAAGGACAGCAACAGCGUCAUGGUCCUACAAGUUAAUUAGAGGUUUGCGUUCAUCCGCCUUACCAGUAAACUUCCUGUUGCAAUUUAGCUUUGUAUUCCCCUCACGAGUAUUUCUUUGCCUGCUGUGUCUACUGGAGUCUUUAACAUUUUCUCCUUUAGGGGACUAUACAUCCUCAUCUGAACAUGCACUUUUCCAAUGUAAAGGACUGGAGUGUGAAUUUUAUAAGAUUAUCAGCAGGACAUCUGCGAUGUAUGGAAAGCAGCUAGUUUAGGACAUUUGAUAAACAAUUGUAUAUUUCGUCCUGAAGCCCCUGAAGUUCCUUCCUUAUUAAGUAAGAAAGAUUAUUAAAUUAGAAAGAUACCAUGCAUGUUAGUCAUUGACUCUACCAUAAAUACUGAAGCUCUUACAAGGCCUGUUUUUUAUGUAUGCAUUAUUUGGUGGAAUGUGUAAACAUACUUUGCAAUUUUGAUGAGGACAGAAGAGAGUAUCUAUCAAACAAAUGACAAAUGUUCUGAGAAGAGUCCUUACCACAGAAUUAUGAAAGGAAGUUGGCAAUUAACAUUAAAAAGGAUACUAAGAGUUUUUUAAAAUAUAUGAAGAGUAAAAGAAUGACAUGGGUAGAUAUAGGACUGAUUGAAAAUGAUGCUGGAAAAAUAAUAAUGGGUAACAAUGAGAUGGCAGAGGAACUAAAUGAGUAUUUUGCAUCAGUCUUCACAGUGGAAGAUAUUAACAAGAUACCUGAUAGCCAGAGAUCUCAGGGAAUAGAUUAGGUACAGUCAAGAUUACUAGAGAGAAAGUGCUUGGGAAGCUAAUUGGACCAAGGAUAGAUAAGUCUCCUGGACCGGAUGAGGUGCACCAAAAGGUUCUGAAGGAGGUGGCUUUGGAGAUUGUGGAGGCAUUGGAAAUGAUCUUCCAGGAAUCAAUAGAUUCUGGGAUGGUUCCGGAGGACUGGAAGGUCGCAAUUGUAGUUCUGCUGUUUAAGAAAGGAGGGAGGCAGCAAAAAGAAAAUUACAGACCUAAGUCUGACAUCGGUAGUUGGAAAGUUAUUGGAGUUGUUCUUCAAGGAUGAGGUCAUGAAAUACAUUGGGGUGCAUGACAAGAUAGGCCCAAGUCAUGGUUUCAUGGAGGGAAGACCCUGCCUCACCAACCUAUUGGAAUUUUUUGAGGUAAUCUGAAAUAACAUUGACAGGGGAGAGGCUGUGGAUGUUGUGUAUUUGGAUUUUCAAAAGGCCUCCGAUAAGGUGCUGCACAAGAGGCAUGAUGAGAAAGAGAGAAAGAGAAAGAUGAGAGCCCAUGGAAUUACAGGAAAGAUAUUGGAAUGGGUGGAGCAUUGGCCGAUAGGCAGAAAGGAAAGGGUGGGAAUAAGGGAAUCCUAUUCUGGUUGGUUGCUGGUUACUAGUGGUGUUCCGCAGGGUUUGGUGUUGGGGCCGCUUCUUUUUACAUUGUAUAUCGAUGAUCCAGAUUAUGGAUUAAAUUGUUUUGUGGCUAAAUUUGCGGAUGGCACCAAGAUAGGUGGAGGAGCAGGAAGUGUUGAAAAAACAGAAAGGUUGCAGAAAGACUUGGUCAGUUUAAGAGAGUGGGCAGAUGAGAUAAAAUGUUGAGAAAUGUACAGUUGUACAUUUUGGAAGAAGAAAUAAUCGGGUAGAUUAUUAUUUAGAUGGGAAGAAAAUUCAAAAAUUGGAAGUGCAAAGGGACUUGGGGUCCUUGUGUAGGAUACCCUAAAGGUUAACCACCAGGUUGGAUCGGCAGUAAGGAAAGCAAAUGCUAUGUUGGCAUUCAUUUCAAGAGGAAUAGUGUAUAAGAGUAAGGAGGUGUUGAUGAGGCUCAACGGGGCACUGGUGAGAUCUCAUUUGAAAUACUGUGUACGGUUUUGGUCCCCCUAUCUUAGAAGGGAUGUACUGAUGUUGGAGAGAGUUCAGAGAAGAUUUAUGAGGAUGAUUCCUGGAAUGCAGGGGCUAACAUAUGAGGAGCGUUUGUCAGCUCUUGGAAUGUAUUCAUUAGAGUAUAGAAGAAUGAAAGGGGAUUUAUUAGAAAUAUUUCGAAUGUUGAAAGGGUUGGACAGAGUAGAUGCGGAAAGGCUGUUUCCCUUGUUGGGUGAGUCCAGGACAAGAGGCCACAGUCUUAUAAUUAGAGGGUACCCAUUUAAAACAGAGACGAGGAGAUUUUUUUUUUAGCCAGAAGGUUGUGGGUUCAUGGAAUUCAUUGCCACAUACAGGUGUGGAGGCCUGAUCAUUGUGGGUGUUUAAGGAGGCGAUUGGUAGGUAUCUAAUUAGUCAGGGUAUCAAGGGAUAUGGGGAAAAAGCCGGAAAUUGGAACUGGAUGGCAGAAUAGUUUAGCUCAUGGUGGAGUGACAGAGCAGACUAGUUGGGCCGAAUGGCCUACUUCAGCUCCUUUGUCUUGUGAUCUUGUGAGGUGAUAGAUGGAUAAGGUAAAUGGCUGAGGAAGAAGAAAGCAAUAAGGAGAGGACAAUUGACAAUGCAAGAAAGGGAAGAAAGGAACUGGAGGGAAGUGAGGAGAAGAGAUGGGCAACUAGAAUGGGGAAUAGAAAAAAGAAUUGAGGAGGGUUAUUAUUGGAAAUUACAGAAAUCUAUGUUUAUGCUAUCCGUUGGAAUAUGGUGUUAUUCCUCCAGUUUGAGUUUGGCUUCAUCAUUGCAAUAUAGGAAGUGGGCAAAGCAAAAGUGUUCAAUAAAACGUUUCCCCUAAUUUGCCUCACUGAUAUAGAGAAAGCUGCAUUGGGAGCACCAGAUCUAAUUGACUCUUCCUCAGAUGGACAGGAUUUUGUUGAUGACAUCAGCAUUUUGUGUUUGUAUCGAGUCUGGCACUGGGUAUGUAAAUGACAUGGUCUGCCAAAUAAAACUGAGUGAGUUUAACAAGAUCCUUGAUGCUGGUGAUGUGGGCCAAGGAGAGAUCAAACCAUUGGGUUGUUUGUCCUGCUGAUGAAUUUGGAAAAUAGUUAAUGUCUGGUUGGUGUCUUUGCAGUGUCUGCUUGAUUGUCUUCAAUUUUAUGAAUUUCAUUCAAUCCAUCUGUUUUUAACUGCAGAUUUAAUUCAGAUGGUGAUUGUUUAUUUCAUCAUCAAAUGUUAUUCAUUAGGACUCUUCUGUUCAAGAAUAUUUUAAUCUGGAGAGAUUCAUGUAAAAGUUCAUUCUUGUGUUGUGUGAUUAACGAUAGAAGGGUGGUAUAAUGUUGGAUUAAAAAUGGAAUUGCUCCAUUUGUGGAGGGAAUUUGAGCUCCAUUUGUUUAUCACAAUGAGUGUCAUUAUUCACAAAAUGUAAGCAUGUUCUUAUUUCAGGAUGACAAAGGAAGUUUAAUUAAACUUAGAUAUCUGAGCGUCCGGUGAGUGAUCCUACUAAUCAUCAGUCUCUUACUCACACUGGUUUCACAACUAUUCACCCAAGAAGUUGUUGGAUUAAAUUGCAGAAUUAAUUUGAAAAAUAACUUUCAUUAUACAUGAUCAUCAUUAAAGGUGAAAUUUA
Hypanus sabinus (Atlantic stingray) is the source of this 6217-nucleotide messenger RNA. Its product is annotated as PACRG-like protein. The coding region runs from base 97 to 780 and encodes 227 amino acids. Lineage: Eukaryota; Metazoa; Chordata; Chondrichthyes; Myliobatiformes; Dasyatidae. The record is from RefSeq and is a predicted model, not a curated record. The transcript is spliced from 9 exons.